Molecule: messenger RNA, 2052 nt
Organism: Closterium sp. NIES-67
Lineage: Eukaryota; Viridiplantae; Streptophyta; Zygnematophyceae; Desmidiales; Closteriaceae
Source: the annotation of a GenBank genome assembly
GCCAACUGUUUAUGUCAGUCCUCUAUACACACUUCUCGUUUAUAUGUUCCGUCACUUUCCUCCACACUCUCUUAAGUCUCCUCACCCACCGCUCCUUCGCACAGUUCUGCUCCUCCUUCCCGGGGAGUCCCUCCCGCUAUCUCUCCUCCCGCUGGAGCACUUCGACCUUGCCGACCUUGACGGCCGCCGUAACCUCCUCCUUCCCCUAUCCCAUUCUCUUCCCUCCCCUAUCGCUCCUUCGCCUCGAAGGGUCUCAUAAGCUAGGCGUUAUCCCGGACUUACUUAGCGACCUCCGUUCGCGAUUGUCUGACUCUGUUAACUACUUCAAGCUGGACUAAUCUCCUCGCAACAAUUCUGCCGGAAUAGCUGCCGCGAAGCUGUGAAACUGUCAGUUAGGCCGGCUGUCUGGCAGAGUGGACCGCCAAUCGAGGGGGUAGCCGGUAGGGUUGUCGGCCGGUAGGGUGGUUGGCCGUUAGGGUUACCGGCGGGGGUCGGCUGAUGGCACACGGCAUGGACGGCGGCAGAGACUGCGGGGAGAGAGAAGCGGGGUCGUCGCGCGUGUGCAUCAACGUGGGCGGCACGUGCUACGAGACGACGGUGGACACGGUGACGCAGAGGGACAGCGACUCCAUGCUGGCCGCCAUGUUCAGCGGCCGCCACGCGCUGCACUACGACAGCGCCAACAAGUCGUCGGUGUUCAUAGACCGCGACGGGCGUCACUUCCGCCACGUGCUCAACUGGCUGCGGGACGGCGCCGUGCCACUGCUGGACGUGGCGCUCUUCCACGAGCUCAUGCGCGAGGCGGAGUACUACCAGCUCGGGGAGUUCCAUGGUCAGCUAGUGGCGACGCUCAAAGUGGAGGACGAUGAUGUGCCAGAGCUCAGCCGCAAAGAGGUGAUUAUGGCGAUUCAAAGCAAGCGAGUGCGGCUACGAGGGGUCAACCUCAGCGGGAUCAACCUCUCCAAACUGGAUCUCUCGGCUGUGGACUUCAGCUUCUCUCGCCUCGUCGGCACCUUCUUCUCCCGGGCCAACCUGCAGUGCGCUCUCUUCCGAGAGGCGGUGGCGGACGGGUGCAACUUCCACAAUGCGACGCUCAAGGAGUGCGACUUUGAGAAGGCCACGCUGCGCUCCGCCGUGCUCUCUGCCGCCACGCUCGCCAGUGCCAACUUCCAAGAUGCGUGUCUCGUAGAUGCGAGCCUGUGUGGGGCGGACCUUCGAUCAGCGCACUUGCAGAAUGCGGACCUGACGAACGCGAACCUGUCCUCUGCUAAUCUGGAAGGCGCUAACCUUAAAGGAGCAAAGUUGAAUGGGGCGAACUUAGAGGGGGCGAACUUACAGAGGGCAUACCUGCGAGGGGUGGACUUGAGAGACACGAUGCUAGGAGGAGCGAACCUGUUUGGUGCAAAUCUGCAAGGGGCCACCCGGGGUAACUAGCAACACCAACAACAUCAACGCAUAAUUUCAGCUGAUUGCGAGCUUAGCCAACAACCAUGCCAUGUGCAUUCUGCUUGCAAGCAUGUGCAGUUGUAACUGUUGGAAAUGAUAGAAGGACUUGAGGCAUUUCCGGAGUCUCGUGUGAGUGUACGAAAUACGCGAAGACUACAACAGCGAGGAUUACUGAGUCAACACUGCUACAGUACCCCCGACGAUUCACACAGAUAGAAGACACCUCAGAGAUUACGAAAGGGCAACGGUCGCAGUCCGUUGACCAUGCAACUCAACACUCAGAAUCGCAAGAGUCAAGAGUCUAGAUUGGUUUUUAGGAGCCCUGAUGAUCGCUCAGGAGGAUCCCCCCUGAGUUUUUCUCUGUUUUUUCAGGGUUGGUCCCCAAAAAAAUCCUCGUGAAUUAGGACUCAUAUAUUAUUGUGACACGACCUCAGAGGAGUGUGCAGUGCAGUCGUCAUAGCAUAUCAUAGCUCCAUAGUACAGCACACUAGAUAGGGCAAAUACAUGGCAAGGGAACAAGGGUGAGCAGGCCAUGCUAGUUAUCAAAGCAUGGGAGGGAAGGGUGGGCAAGUUGGAACAGAAAAAUGCAAAUGAGACUAGGUGGCA